AUGCUGCCUCCCAUGGCCCUCCCCAGCAUGUCCUGGAUGCUGCUCUCCUGCCUGAUGCUCCUAUCUCAGGUCCAAGGUGAAGAAUCCCAGAAGAAACUGCCUUCUCCACGACUCAGCUGUCCCAAAGGCUCCAACGCCUAUGGCUUCCACUGCUAUGCCUUGUUUAUGACACCAAAAUCCUGGAUGGAUGCAGAUAUGGCCUGCCAGAAGCGGCCCUCGGGACACCUUGUGUCUGUGCUGAGUGGAGCUGAGGCAUCCUUCGUGGCUUCCCUGGUUAAGAACACUGUGAACACCUACUCAUAUGUCUGGAUUGGGCUCCAUGACCCCACGCAGGGCUAUGAACCCAAUGCAGGUGGAUGGGAGUGGAGUAGCACUGAUGUGCUGCAUUACUCUGCCUGGGAGAAAGAUCCUGCCAUCAUCUCAAACCCUGGCUACUGUGCGAGUCUGUCACGAAGCACAGGAUAUCUGAAAUGGAAAGACUAUAACUGUGAUGUGAAGUUACCCUAUGUCUGCAAGUUUGAGGACUAG
Messenger RNA from Diceros bicornis minor, 528 nucleotides. RefSeq names its product regenerating islet-derived protein 3-gamma-like. The transcript is spliced from 5 exons. The coding region runs from base 1 to 528 and encodes 175 amino acids. The record is from RefSeq and is a predicted model, not a curated record. Gene Ontology annotation, molecular function: oligosaccharide binding; signaling receptor activity; peptidoglycan binding. Lineage: Eukaryota; Metazoa; Chordata; Mammalia; Perissodactyla; Rhinocerotidae. Gene Ontology annotation, biological process: positive regulation of cell population proliferation; response to peptide hormone; antimicrobial humoral immune response mediated by antimicrobial peptide.